This is a messenger RNA of Neurospora tetraspora, 3038 nucleotides long. Its product is annotated as aconitase family-domain-containing protein. Gene Ontology annotation, biological process: tricarboxylic acid cycle. The record is from RefSeq and is a predicted model, not a curated record. Gene Ontology annotation, cellular component: mitochondrion; cytosol. Bases 292 to 2646 code for a protein of 784 amino acids. Lineage: Eukaryota; Fungi; Ascomycota; Sordariomycetes; Sordariales; Sordariaceae. Gene Ontology annotation, molecular function: 4 iron, 4 sulfur cluster binding; aconitate hydratase activity. The transcript is spliced from 6 exons.
CGCUGCCAGACUCCAGCUGGUCCUUGGUUGGCAUUCCGACCUAAAAUCCCGCCCGCUCCCGUGGACCACUCAUGGACCGCUUGAGCCAGUUUCCUGUUAUCUACAAAACCUCUCCACCCGGCCGUAUUUUUUUCCCUCUUUUUCCACGUCCAUCCCUCUGCUGAAGAAAAAGCCCGUCCUAGUUUGGGGAGCCCGUCUUUCCAUUCUUUUUUUCUUCUCUUAGUUUGUCCUUUUGCGCAACUCUCCCCUCUUGUUAUUAUUCAUCCCCUGCUCUCUGAGCUGAAAGUUAAUAUGUUGGCCUCCCGUCAGCUCUUGGGCGUUGCCCGGAGCCGUGCCGCCGCUGGCCUCGGCCGCCGGGCCAUGGCUACCGCCACUGAGAACCCUCUCGACCGCAAGGUCAAGCAGAACCUUCUUGAGGAGGGUAACUUCAUCAACUACAAGAAGAUGUCCGAGAACCUCGCCGUUGUCCGCAGCCGUCUCAACCGCCCCCUUACCUACGCUGAGAAGAUCCUCUACUCUCACUUGGACAACCCCCAUGAGCAGGACAUUGAGCGCGGUACCUCUUACCUCCGCCUCCGCCCCGAUCGCGUUGCCUGCCAGGAUGCCACCGCCCAGAUGGCCAUCCUCCAGUUCAUGUCCGCUGGCAUGCCCUCCGUUGCCAACCCCACCACCGUCCACUGCGACCACUUGAUUGAGGCCCAGGUUGGUGGUGAGAAGGAUCUCGAGCGCGCUGUCAACAUCAACAAGGAGGUCUACGACUUCCUUGCCACCGCCUGCGCCAAGUACAACAUUGGUUUCUGGAAGCCCGGCUCUGGUAUCAUCCACCAGAUCAUCCUCGAGAACUACGCUUUCCCCGGUGGUCUCCUCAUCGGCACUGACUCCCACACCCCCAACGCCGCCGGUCUCGGUAUGGCCGCCAUUGGUGUCGGUGGUGCCGAUGCCGUCGAUGUCAUGGCCAACCUCCCCUGGGAGCUCAAGGCCCCCAAGGUCAUUGGUGUCAAGCUCACCGGUGCUCUUAACGGCUGGACUACCCCCAAGGACGUCAUCCUCAAGCUCGCUGGUAUCCUCACUGUCAAGGGUGGUACUGGCUCUAUUGUCGAGUACUACGGCGAAGGAGCUUCUUCCAUGUCAGCCACUGGCAAGGCGACAUGUGGCAAUAUGGGUGCUGAGAUUGGUGCCACUACCUCCGUCUUCCCCUACGACAAGGCCAUGUUCGACUACUUGGUCGCCACCAAGCGUUCCGACAUCGCUGAGUUCGCCAAGACUUACCAGAAGGAGCUCCAGGCCGAUGAGGGUGCUGAGUACGACCAGCACAUCGAGAUCAACCUCAACGAGCUCGAGCCUCACAUCAACGGUCCCUUCACUCCCGAUCUUGCCACCCCCAUCUCCAAGUUCGCCCAGGCCGCCAAGGACAACAACUGGCCCGAGGAGCUCAAGGUCGGUCUUAUCGGCUCUUGCACCAACUCCUCUUACGAGGACAUGACCCGCGCUGCCUCCAUCGCCCGCGAUGCCCUCGACCACGGCAUCAAGGCCAAGGCUGCUUUCGUCGUCACCCCCGGUUCUGAGCAGAUUCGCGCCACCAUUGCCCGCGACGGCCAGCUCCAGACCUUCGAGGAGUUCGGCGGCACCGUUCUCGCCAACGCCUGCGGUCCUUGCAUUGGUCAGUGGGAUCGCCGCGACACUCCCAAGGGCACCCCCAACUCCAUCCUCAGCUCCUACAACCGUAACUUCACUGGCCGUAACGAUGGCAACCCCGCCACCCACUCCUUCGUUACCUCCCCCGAUCUCGUCGUCGCCAUGUCCAUUGCCGGCUCUCUCUACUUCAACCCCUUGACCGACAGCCUCAAGGACAAGGACGGCAAGGAGUUCAAGCUCCAGGCCCCCACUGGUGCUGGUCUCCCCGACCGUGGCUACGACCCUGGCCAGAACACCUACCAGGCCCCUCCUGCCGACCGCGCCACUGUCCAGGUCCAGGUCUCCCCCACCUCUGACCGUCUCCAGGUCCUCUCUCCCUUCAACGCUUGGGACGGCAAGGACGCCACCGACAUGCCCAUCCUCAUCAAGGCCCAGGGCAAGACCACCACUGACCACAUCUCCAUGGCCGGUCCCUGGCUCAAGUACCGUGGUCACCUUGACAACAUCUCCAACAACAUGUUGAUCGGUGCCAUCAACGCCGCCAACGGUGAGGCCAACAAGGUCCAGAACUUCACCACCGGCGAGUGGGAUGCUGUCCCCGCUGUUGCCCGUGACUACAAGGCCAAGGGCAUCCGCUGGGUCGUUGUCGGUGACUGGAACUACGGUGAGGGCUCUUCUCGUGAGCACGCCGCUCUCGAGCCCCGUCACCUUGGCGGUCUCGCCAUCAUCACCCGCUCCUUCGCUCGUAUCCACGAGACCAACCUGAAGAAGCAGGGUAUGCUUCCCCUCACCUUCGCCGACCCCGCCGACUAUGACAAGAUCAGCCCCGAGGACAAGGUCGACAUCCUCUGCACUGAGCUCGCCGUUGGCAAGCCCAUCACCAUGCGUGUCCACCCCAAGAACGGCAAGGACUUCGAGAUCAAGCUCAACCACACCUUCAACGAGGCCCAGAUUGAGUGGUUCAAGAACGGCUCUGCCCUCAACACCAUGGCCAAGAACGCCAAGAACUAAGCAGUAAAAUAUCCAUAAAAAUAAUAAAAAUGAGAAUGACAAGAGGGACGAGUAAGGACGGGACUCUAUAAGGGAAAGUCGGGAUGGACGGGCGGCUUUCAGGGAUUUUUAACUCGGAUCGGCGUAAUACGCAGACAUCGCGCUUUUUCUUGUUUGUAUGUACAAAGUCAUGGCCCUUGCGUUUCAAUUGAUUUCUGUGAAAUUCCCAAAAGCUUUUCAUCGUCUCUGUACCCGCGUGAAUGAUGCUUGAAGUCGUCCGUUUAUAGUUGCGUAGUUGUCUAUCAAGCUUCAGCUCGUACCCCGGCCGCCGGUAGUCCUUCAAACCUCGACACAACGUGACGUGGAUAUGACCCGAACUGCCAUAUAACUGAUCGCGAACGAUGUCGUCCGUG